AGAAGAUGAAAAACCAAGAGAAUGAAUUGAAAGCCAUUAAGGGAGAAAAUGCUGAGCUGAGAGCUAUGGUCACUCAUUUGAAGAGUUCCCUAAGCAGGUCACAAAGUAGCAGCAGGUCUUGCACACCUCGGCCAAUUGCCAUUACUCCUCCUUCCCAGACAGUUACUCCUCGACAUAGCCUUCAGCAUUGUGGACAGAUAGCAAGCCGUCCAUCAUCUGUGGAGUCUCUAUCAUAUGUUAGAUCCCACUCAGGAACAGACAGUCAAUCAGCAUCAACCAGUAGAGCUCAAGACAGAGCCACCUCAUUAAGUUCCAGCCAGGGUUCCCCUAUGUCUGGUCACAGCAUGUCCUAUCGGAGUGACACCUCAAGUAACCAGUUACAAACCCCUACUGAAACCAACAACAUUUUCAGAACAAAUUCAGCUGUGACAAGAGAUUCUUUCAGUACCCAAUGUAACAACAUAGAUCGCCUAAGGGCCCUUCAGCUAAAAUAUACUCCUAAAAUGUCAACAUCAUUUGGCUUGAGAAAAUAAGUUCCAUUGAAUUCUGAGGGGAGAUUGCAAUGGCCAUCUGAUGUGAUAAAGCAUGCUGUGUACUGAAUUUUGUGGACUCUAUGGAAACGUUGACAUGAAACAUGUGGAUUGCCAAACUUAUCCUGUACUCCUUUACAUCUAUUCUGCUAAUUUAAGUUAUAAUAAUAUAUGUUAUAGUGAUAUUGUCCCAUAUCUGCCACGUGUGAGUAUAACCUCAGGCUGCUUUCACACUUUUUUUUACACACAAACAGGUGUGCCUACAAAUACUGAAUAUGUAUGGCUGGUUUCACACAAGUGAGUGUCACGCUCUGGACUCGCGGCACGAGUAUGAGACAGCUCCCGUCCUGACCUCCCAGCACUGAUGGGGUCGCAUAGCAUUGUAUUGAUUUAUGAUGCUAUGAAACCCUUAGGCCUCUUGCACACGAACGAUACGGA
Molecule: messenger RNA, 968 nt
Organism: Bufo bufo (common toad)
Lineage: Eukaryota; Metazoa; Chordata; Amphibia; Anura; Bufonidae
Gene: RNF212B
Product: ring finger protein 212B
Exons: 12
Coding region: 6-533 (175 amino acids)
Source: RefSeq, a predicted model, not a curated record